AUGCCGUAUGUGAAGCUGUGGUUAUGGGGUCUAAGACUGACAACUACUUGUACUAUCCCUUCAAGGAUUGCUCAGCCCUGUUGGUUUAUGAGAAUGGCACCAAAUUGUCUUUGUGUGCAGCAGAGUGUUCUCAUUGCAAGAGAGAGUUGUGCUCUAGUUGUAAGGUUCCUUGGCAUGCAGGGUUUGAUUGUGCCCAGUUUAAGUGAUGGUGAUCAAGGUCAGAUGGUGGAGGAGCUUGCCAAAAAAAUGAACUGGAUGAGGUGUCCAAGUUGCAAAUACUAUAUUGAAAAAUCUUAUGGGUGCAACGUCAUGAAAUGCAGCAACUAG
Messenger RNA from Prunus armeniaca (apricot), 327 nucleotides. Lineage: Eukaryota; Viridiplantae; Streptophyta; Magnoliopsida; Rosales; Rosaceae. The record is from the annotation of a GenBank genome assembly.